Limanda limanda (common dab) is the source of this 688-nucleotide messenger RNA. Its product is annotated as protein FAM180A. Bases 1 to 516 code for a protein of 171 amino acids. The transcript has 3 exons. Lineage: Eukaryota; Metazoa; Chordata; Actinopteri; Pleuronectiformes; Pleuronectidae. The record is from RefSeq and is a predicted model, not a curated record.
AUGACGCAGUGGUGGGCGCCGCUCGCCCUUGUCUACCUGUCCGUCUACCUGGCAGCCACUCAGCACCACAGGAGAGCUCUGUUUCCGGCCGCGUACAGAAUAAAGCGCGAGGCGUACUCGCUGAUCAACCCCACGUUCCAGCACUCGGUGGAGGACGUCAACCUGCUCUUUGAGAUCCUGCUCGCUGGAAUGCAGAUAGAAGGCGAAGACAACGCCAUGCUGAUCCCAGAUGGGGAGCUGGCGUCCCUGAGAAGCGUGGAGAAGCUGGACGUCAUCUGCGAGGACGUCCUGCCCAAGAGGCUGUCCGACAUCCGGCGUCUGACGGCAGAGCUCGCCGGGCGCCGGCGGCGUCUGAGCUGGCAGGAGUUCGAGAGGACGGUGCUGACCCUGGUGUUCGCCGCCCAGACGCUGGCUGGAUCCAGCAGCCCGCAGCAGAGGGAGGCCUGGACGGAGGCGCUGCUCCAGCUGUUCAGAGCUGUUCAGAGAGACCUCACCCCCGCCCGAGGAGCAACCUGAAGACGGACAAGUCAUUAUCAGUCUGAUGUGUGUAAUUAUCUGAAGCUUAUUUUAACCCGAGGCAGUUUCAUGUAUAGUCUGCAUACUAACUGUAGACAUUAUGUUCUGUUACACAACUAUUCUUAAUUCUACUAACUUAAAACCACAAGUUUUGCAAAAGCAGUAAGAGAUU